Molecule: messenger RNA, 972 nt
Organism: Suillus plorans
Lineage: Eukaryota; Fungi; Basidiomycota; Agaricomycetes; Boletales; Suillaceae
Exons: 5
Coding region: 1-972 (323 amino acids)
Source: RefSeq, a predicted model, not a curated record
AUGACGGACAGCGAGGACGAAGAAAUGGCAGAUGCAGAUGAUGACGACGAGGAUACUGAUCUUAAUGAACACAAGCAUGCAGGUCAUCCUUUGAAGCCAGGUAUUGCUGUCUCUCUCCCUGCGUUCGCGCUGAUCCCGAGUGUGCUGCAGGAGCUCAAGACAUUCCCUUCAUACUCUGCCAGAUCCACCAUCAGCCACACCUUCCGACUCAAGGCGUGUUUUCCCACUGCUCGGGGUUCUUCCAGUCACCAUCUUUUCGUGUCCGCUUUCAUGCUCGCAUCAAAAUCCUGGAGUAUUGUGACGCAGGGCAUGUUCCAGCUGCGCGAAAUUAACCAGAUGGAGCGCGAGAUGUGUCAGUAUCUGGAUCCUUACCCGACUUACACUCUCCCUUCCCCCUCAAAGACAACCCCUCCUCCUACCACAGAUCCCUUUCCAUCUCCUCCAGCUGAUUUGGCGCCCACGCCUUCAUAUGGCCAUCAUUAUCCUUCACCACCAAAGCCUCCAUACUCUGCCGGGCCCGCCAUCAGCCACGCCUUCAUAUCACCAUUGCUAACCUUCGCUGCCCUCGUUUUGCUCCAGCGACAGAGCGCGAGAUGUAAGGAUUUCGUAGGUCAAGGACCUUACCCAACUUACACUCUCCCUUCCCCCUCAAAGACAACCCCUCCUCCUACCACAAAUCCCUUUCCGUCUCCUCCAGCUGCUUUGGCGCCCACACCUUCAUAUGGCCAUCGUUAUCCUUCACCACCAGGGCCUGCUUUUCCUCCAUACUCUGCCGGACCCGCCAUCAGCCACACCUUCAUGAUACUUCCUACCUCCUUCAGUCACUUUCACAAUGUGCACCCCGGCGUAUGGCGGAUUGCACUGCUCAUUAUCAGGUACAUCAUGGCCAUCAUCAUCAUUAGAAUUUUCAAUCCUAGCCUCUUACACGCUCGUUUUCUGAGUCACCUCUACCUCAAUCUCUUAUUUUACUAA